GCUUUUCAAUUCCUGGAUGGCAGCAGAGUGCUAAUCCAACCUUCAUCCUGGAUUUCAUAAACUGAAACAAGGGAGGCUGGCAGGAGCAGCACUGCCGGAUUGAGGAAGCUGACGACGGUGCAGCAUGUGGGCAACACACUGUAUAAAGCUCAUAAACUUGUAGGCUGAUGAGUGCAGCUACCACUUUGGAUUCUGUUCUGCUGCUUCCCUCAGCACAAAAGCACCAGCAGGCUGAGCGUUAAAGCCUGCUCUUUGAGACGGAGCUUUUACCCCUGCAAGACAUGAAGGUCUUCCUGUUUCUCACACUCCUCCUGAUGCCUGUGUACGCUGGAGCUGCUUGGAGUGCGAAAUACGCAGUAGAUUGUCCUGAGCCCUGUGACAGUAACGCAUGCAAAAGUACCUUGCGCUGUAAGCGAACAGUGCUGGAUGACUGUGGCUGCUGCAGAGUGUGUGCAGCUGCUCUGGGGGAGACUUGCUAUCGUACGGUCUCGGGUAUGGAUGGUGUCAAGUGUGGUCCUGGGCUGAAGUGCCAGUUUUACACUGAGGAGGAUGACUUUGGUGAUGAAUUUGGUAUCUGCAAAGAGUGUCCCUAUGGUACCUAUGGAACGGAAUGCAGGAAAACCUGCAACUGUCCCUCUGGCAUCUGUGACAGAGUAACUGGCAAGUGUCUGAAGUUCCCAUUUUUUCAGCUGUCUGCUUCAAAACCUACAAAUCGACGAAAAAUAGUUUCACACACAGACAGUGACAUGGCAUCUGGGGAUGGAAACUCUGUAAAAGAGGAAUUCGUUAAGGAGAAAGUUAUUCGCCCUCCAGUAAUGAAAUGGCUAAAUCCUCGCUGAUAUUUACUUACACGCAUAAGACUUUCGAGUGAAUGCAUUUCUCACAGAUUAUUGAAUAUGCAACAACACACUUUAAGAACAAAGUAGAUCUAUAGCAUAUGAAAAUGUAACCUCUGAAGGCCAAUUGUGACUUUGUUUUUCAAGAGAAAAAUGUUUACUUAAAAAUAGACUGCACAGUGUAUAUGAUUUUUGAUAUUUGUUCUGAUAAGUAUUUGAAUGGAGAAAUGUAUUGGGGAUUACUGAAUGUAUAGUAAUAUUAAAAAACCAACAUGAUUCAACUGUCCUCAUUUAAAUAAUGCCAGAUUCCAAGUCUUGCAGCCUGAGGCCAGAAAAGCUCUCACUGAAUUCAGUGGACUGCAUAAGUGAGUGAAAUUAUUGGUGUGAAGCCAACAUGAAAGAAGCACACAUCAACAAAUCCCAGGAUAGAAAGCAAUGCCCCUGAGUAACUAUAAUAAUAAUAAUGUAGGAAUAUAACAGCGUGAAUUAAAUAAACCAACAUUAGUCAUUCCUCAUUUUCUGGUUUUUAGAAAUUUGGUGACAAUUCCUCAGAGGCAAAUGUGCCUUUCUUCAGUGAAAAAACACCCAGCAUUUCAGUUUAUACACUAUGGAUAACUUAGCCACAACACUUCUUACAUAUAUUGUGUUGAAAUGGAUUUCUAAAGUUAAAUUCUGUCCAGAGAAAUGGCAGCUUGGUAGUUACACUGAUUUGUAAAAGUGAACCUGAAAUAAAACAAGCUGCUUAGCAUUAUUUAAAGAUACAAAUUGGUGUACCUAUAUCAGAGUGAACCUGGAUUGCAUGAAUUUAGGAUCUGUCUCGUAACACAGAGCACUCUCACUUGAAAUGUGUUUUGAAUUUAAUAUUUGCAUUGAAGUCAAUGUGAACUUUGACAGUGACUACAGUGAAAGAAGGAGCACACAGCACGGCAGCCAAAGUUUGGUGCAAAAUCUGAAAACAUACCUUUGAAAUGAUGAAUGACAGAACCUCCAAAGCCUUUAAAGAGUCUAAAUCCUGAUUGGAAGCUGACAUAGGUGGAAGCCUGCUGCCUUCACCUGAGAAAGCAGUGCUGAACCAUGCUGCUCUAGAACAAAAGGAUGAUGACAGAAGUACACAUACAAACACCAGUACAGCCUUGCAGGCUCUUGCCAUGAUAAUUGGAAAGACAUGAACAUAAAUCUACUGCAUAAUCUACCAUAUUUUAACUUGUAUUGAAUGUUUAGUUCUGAGGGGGAGCAAUAUUAUCCUGGGAUAUUCACAAGCAAGCCUGUUGAUUCUCAUCUACUGAUAUCAAAAGCAAUAUUUUCCUCGAUUUCAGUGAAAGCAGUAUCAAACCCACAGUCCUUCAGCAGACUGAGGAGAAUUAUUUAAAGAAUGUAGUAAAUAUUUGCAUACAUUAAUACUAUUUUACAAGUGUCAUAAAUGACAUUACAAGUUCUUGAAUGUAAAUCUAAUAAGCUGGUUGGUUUUAAAAAGUGUAUGAUUAUUAUUGUUCAAUAAAAA
Molecule: messenger RNA, 2337 nt
Organism: Cuculus canorus (common cuckoo)
Lineage: Eukaryota; Metazoa; Chordata; Aves; Cuculiformes; Cuculidae
Gene: ESM1
Product: endothelial cell specific molecule 1
Exons: 3
Coding region: 282-839 (185 amino acids)
Cellular component (GO): extracellular region
Source: RefSeq, a predicted model, not a curated record